GCCGCACGUUGGCAGUCUACGAGCUUGUAUCACGCUGGUCUCGUGAAAAGGCAGCCGAGACGAGCUGCCAUUAGCAUCUUGCCGGUCGAGCCGCGCCGCCGCCGCGACACGCGGCCGCCGGAACGUAUAUUACUACCAUGCCCACCUCCCCAGGGUCUCCAAGCGUCGUGGGCCGCCCCGUCGUCGAGGAUCCCUACGGCGACGACUCGCAGGACGACCAGUUCGAGGAGACGACGACCAGUUCGCCCAUUCGCGACGUCGGCGCCGGCCCUCCGAAGGCAGCGACACCGAAAGCAGCGACCCCGAAGCCGCGCACGCCCAAAUCCGCGACGCCCAAAGCCGCGACGCCCGCGAGAUCGUCCAUAGACGAUGAUGAGGAUGAUGGCUACGACGACGACUUCAACGAGUCUCCCCAGAAACCGAAGAAGACGGCCGAUCGGCCCCUGAAAAUCGGCUCGUUAGUACUAUCUGUAGAACAAGCUAAAUUGAUGAGGGUCGCCGACGAGGACGAAUUGAUGGCGCGCGCGGACAAGACCCUCAAGAAGGGCCGAAAGGCCCCCGUGAAGAAACAUACCAUCGACAUAUUGAGUGAACCCAACCCAGCCAAGUUCAGUAGGGAGCGCUACGAGGCCGAGAAGAUGUUGAGACGGGAGGAAGCGCGCGUCGAGCGGGAGAGGAAGGCGCGCGAAGAUCGCGAGUCCGCGGAGAAGGCGGGCAUUGACGGCCUCGGCGACGAGGCGAAAGCGGAACCUACAACAAGAUUGGACGCCGUCACGCAGAACAAACUCAUAAGGAAGGCUCGUAGACAAGGCUUACCGGACGACCACUACCUCGGAUCGACGCAGCGAGAGCUGAAACGGCCCGAGCUCCGAAAGCCCGGUGGAUGGCUCCGCGAAGAUGAUGCAGUAAAUUGCACGUUCCAGCCCAAAGUAGCUACCGCCGAAUCGUUGCGGGCUCAGAGAGCUUGCGGGUAUGAAUUUGCGAGGGAUAGUGGUAAGAAGGCGGACGGCGACGAAUUUGUCGAGCGGUUGGCUCGGAGUGCGCGCCAUAGUCGACGAGCGAAGGAGGAGGCCAUUGGGAAGCAGGAAUAUAGCUAUAGAUUGGACAAGAAGCAAUGUCCAAAAUGUGGUGCUGUCCAGAGUUAUGAUGAAUACGUAGAGCGCUUUUCGAAGGGCCGGAACUGCCAGGAAUGCCACGUGCCCUACAGACAUAAGAGGCCCGCCGGGUCGAAGGGUCUGGAUGCCUGGCUCGAACGGCAGGACAAGGAGUUGCAAGCGCAACGGGAAAGGCGCAAGGAGCUCGUGCGGCGGCACGAACAAUCACUGAGGAAGGACGAGUUCGGCUCGGAAGAAGCGCUCAAAAAGAUGAACAAGUACCAGAAGGAACUAAGAGCGAAGGUCGAGCAGGGGCCGUCCUUCCUAGAACGGUUAGAUGAGGACGUCCGACGGCGCAAGGCCGCGAAGGAGGCGCGCGCGGCGGAGAAGAAGGUCACAACCCGCAAAACGGCCUGGGAGGAGGACCUAAACCAGUUCCUGCGGGAGGCGGCGGCCGCGGCUCCGGAGCCCGAACCGGUGGAACGGCCUAUUGUACGAAAGAAGAAGGUGUCGUCGAAGCCUGUACGUCGGGGCCUGCGCGUGCGCGGGCCGGGGCAUCCCAACGUGGCGGACCCCUAGGCUUUCGUUUGUGGGGGGCUAAGUAUCCGACCGCGGAA
Pelagomonas calceolata is the source of this 1711-nucleotide messenger RNA. The record is from the annotation of a GenBank genome assembly. Lineage: Eukaryota; Pelagophyceae; Pelagomonadales; Pelagomonadaceae.